Messenger RNA from Maniola jurtina (meadow brown), 2752 nucleotides. RefSeq names its product neuronal PAS domain-containing protein 4A-like. Gene Ontology annotation, molecular function: RNA polymerase II transcription regulatory region sequence-specific DNA binding; protein dimerization activity; DNA-binding transcription factor activity, RNA polymerase II-specific. The transcript is spliced from 11 exons. Lineage: Eukaryota; Metazoa; Arthropoda; Insecta; Lepidoptera; Nymphalidae. Gene Ontology annotation, biological process: regulation of transcription by RNA polymerase II. The record is from RefSeq and is a predicted model, not a curated record. The coding region runs from base 360 to 1988 and encodes 542 amino acids.
CGCGCACGGCGGUAUCCGAGCUUAAGGAUCGGUCUAAUCUCAUUCUAAUAAAAAGCUCACGCAUAUAUCGACGCGUUAUCAUUAGUUUGGAAUUAAAAUAGAUUUUUUUAUCGUGCUUCGGUCGUUCUGUGCGGUAUAGGUGUUGAAUAAUGUCAGACACGUGCCGUUUAUGGCUCCUUUUAUGGUUAUAUUUUGACGAUAAAUUAGUGAUUUUUUUAUUAGGGUUGUUUUCAUUGUAAUCACUGAGACUCCUCCGUUCAAACUGUGUGGUCGUGUUUGUUUUUUAAUUCUUAUUUGAAUUAUGGAAUUUAAUUGAGUUUGUGUUGUGACUUCGAGUUCAGUUGAUUGCAGUUAUCAAAAUGUUUUUGAGAUUCGAGCCAACGAAGUCAACAAAGGGCGCGAGCAAGAUGCGUCGCGACCUUAUCAACGCUGAGAUAUCAAACCUUCGCGACCUGCUGCCGCUCCCGCCCUCCACGAGACAGAGGCUCUCACAGCUGCAGUUGAUGGCCCUUGUGUGUGUCUACGUGCGAAAGAUGAACUAUUUUCAGCAAGUGUUCAAGAGUCACGACUUCAGUUAUCAGUACAAGGAACAACAGCCACCGACACCUAAUAUCGGAUUUUCUAAGGCAAUGAAUGGUUUCAUGAUGAUGAUGACACAGAAUGGCAAAUUGUUGUACAUAUCGGAAAACGCGGCUGAAUACUUGGGGCAUUCCAUGGAAGAUCUUCUAAUACAUGGCGAUAGUGUAUACGACAUAAUAGAUAGACAAGACCACCAAAUGGUUCAACUAGAGCUUAAUAGAGGCAGCAAUGGAGAGACUGAAAACGUACCAAAGAAUAGGCAUUUCUUCUGCAGAAUGAAUGUAUCCAGAAACGCUAGACGCCAGAUGAGAUUUGGUGACCAAAAAGUAGUUUUAAUUCGAGGCCAUUAUGUAUCAUACCUACCACUCUGUAGUAGAAACGAGCCAGUAUUUCUAGCUUCGUGCACUCCCCUGGCGAUGCCUGAAACCAGGGAGUGCGUAGUAAAUGGCGCCACCAAUGUGUUUACGACAAUACACUCAAUGGACAUGAAAAUUUUACACAUAGAUGCUAAUGGUGAAUGGUACUUAGGUUGGAAGAAAAGUGAAUUGGCAGACGUUUCCUGGUAUCAAAUCCUACAUUGGGACAGCUUACGGGAAGCACAGAGCAAACAUAGAUUAAUAACCCAAUCAGACCAAGACAAGUGCUGUAUACUUCUAGUGAAGCUCCAGCAGAGAAGUGGCCAGUUCCUAUGGGUUCACAUGGUGUUACAAGUGAAAGACGCCGCGGACACACCACGCCAGUUUAUUGUAGCUACUAAUCAAGUUUUAAGUGAAGAAGAAGCGUCAAUAAUGCUCGCGAACUCCUGGCUCUACCAAUACUACGGGUAUCAAAACCAACCUUGCGGCAUGCUAGACCCUCGAUGUCAGAAGUUCUUCAGGCGAGAACCAUCUUAUCCUGACCCCUACCAAGAGUACCAAUAUGUAGAGAAUCCAGAAGUUGAUUAUACUGGUUACCACAUGACGCCGUAUGUGCAUAAAACUGAUGAGUAUGGAUGUGAAAGGGUGUAUACUGAUCGAGGACCAGUUGAUUACUCAACGCAUUCACCACAGUCUACGAUAAGUGAAGAAAGAUCACCAUUGCACUAUGACGCACCGCCAGACAUAGUCGUAAACAGUAACAUGUACAUGUACCCCAUGCACGGUAAGAGGGAGUACUACGAACAGCAUCCCCAUGUACAUUACAAUGUCCAGGAACCAUGUGGCAGUACAAAUAUUGAAGCUAUUGAAUACCCGCCCGCUAAGAGGAUGCGUCUAGCGCCAGGUCCAUUGAGCAUAGAAGGCACCGACGGCAUGGAUCGAUGGAACCCCAGUCCACCCUGGUCGGAUACCCUCAAAAUAACUGACUACACCCAGAGGUUCACCUCCUAUAAUAUGAUACCUAUGCCUGCUGAAAGAGCUAUGGUCACUUAACUAUAACUUAUUCAAUAGUUUGUAUACUUAUUGUUAUUAUGGCACAAACACAUUCGCAAGUUGCAAUCCCCUAUUCCAUACAACACCAUGAGUGUUGAGUCAACACAAUAUAUUGUAGUAAAUUGGAAAAUAUUCCAACACCUCACAACACAUCGGGUGUUGAUAGUGUGUUGUGUUGUUAUGCAAGUGUGCCCGGGCCUUAAACACUCAAAGGGCUGUAUGCAAUACGGAAAAAAAUAAUUUUAUUUUAUUGCAAAUUGUUAAUUUAUUACCAUGAAAAGGAGGAUUUAAUUUUCAAAGAAUUUAUUCCAUUUAUGCUAAUAAAAUAAGAAAAUUGUAUGCAAUAUUGAGCAAUAUGGAAAAGAAAUAUAUACGAAAUUGUUUAAAUUAAAUAUUGGUCUUCCAUUUUUAUAACGAUGUAUUUUCGGCUGAAAUAAAAUAUGUUCACUAUUAUAAAUUAAAAAAAAAUUAAAGCUCAAUUUAUAUUGAACAGUUUAUCAGUAUUUUUAGUGUAAGAUUAUUGUACUUACAUCUAAGUUAUUAAAUGAUACUAUUGUUUGUAAGAAAACUGAAAAAGAUUCCGUCCAAAUAUUUUUCAUUGCAUUCCAAAGGAAUAAUUGUUUAGAUUUAUGUUCUCUACUUAAACUUCCAAGGAAGCAUAUUGUAAAUACUUAUAUGUAGAUAAGAUUAUUUUGUGUAAAUAACUGAUAUAAUGUAAUGUGUUAAGUAGUAAAAAUUAGAAAUAAAUGGUUUUUAAAAUCUUA